AUGGGGUGGAGAUGUCUGUGGCUGUGCUUCCUGGCUUUGUCAUUUACCAGUGUCACCAACAUCCAAGCCAGAGAGGUUCUCAACCAUGUCAACAGCAUCUGCAGCACAUGGGGCAGAGAGCACUUCAAGACCUUCGAUGGUGACGUGUACCAGUUCCCUGGUUUGUGUGAAUACAACCUGGCCUCAGACUGCCAUGGGUCUUACCAAGAGUUCUCUGUGCACAUGAAGAGGAAGAUGGCUGGUGGAAACCCCACGGUCAGUUACGUAGUGGUCACCAUCAGUGACCUCUCCUUCCACCUCACUAAGAACCUCACCACUGUGAAUGGCCAAUCCAUCAAUCUGCCAUACUACAAGGCAGGGGUACAACUGGAACAAAAUGCUGUUUACAUCAAGCUCCAAGCCAAAGUCGGCAUCGUGGUCAUGUGGAAUCGUGAUGAUGCAGUCAUGGUUGAACUGGACUCCGACUAUACCAAUCGUACUUGUGGACUUUGUGGAGACUUCAAUGGUGUUCCUGUCUACAAUGAGUUCAUUCAUAAUGAUCGGCAAAUGAGCCCCAUUGAGUUUGGCAACAGACAAAAAGUGCAUCGUCCUAAUGAUGACUGUGAGGACCCUUAUGAAGAGGAAGAUGAGCCACUAGAUGCUUCAGCUGAGCUGGACGCAUGCCAACAGUUUCGAGCCACCUGCGAGCAGAUGCUGCGUUCAGACUCUUGGAGCUCCUGCAACACAGUGCUGAACCCUGAGCGCUACAUCCAGGCCUGCAUUCAGGACAAGUGCGGCUGCAGCAACAGUACAGACGACCUCUGUGUCUGCAGCACCCUGUCCGAGUACUCUCGUCAGUGCUCCCACGCUGGAGGGCAGCCCCCCAACUGGAGGACACCUCAGUUUUGUGCUAAGCAGUGUCCAUUCAACAUGGUGUACGAAGAGAGCGGCUCCCCUUGCGUGGACACUUGUACACACUCAGACACCAGUUCACUGUGUAAGGACCACAAAAUGGACGGCUGCUUCUGUCCUGCUGGAACAGUGUUUGAUGAUAUUUCCUUGCGAGGAUGUAUCCCUCAAUCUGAAUGUCAAUGCAAGCACAAUAAAGUCUACAACAGUGGAGAGGUUUACCAGCAGGACAGAGAGGAAUGUACGUGUUAUGAGGGCAGAUGGUCUUGUAAGAGCCUUUCAAGUCCUGCUACAUGUGGAGUUGAAGAGGGUUCACACGUAACCACCUUUGAUGGGAAAGCCUACACCUUUCAUGGAGAUUGUUAUUACACCCUAGCUAAGGUGGAAAGCAAGGAUGAUUUGAGCCCAAAGUUCACCAUCCUGGUCCAGCUGGUGCCAUGCAUGAGCCAGGAGUUUGACACUUGUCUUAAGACCAUGACAGUCCUGCUGAACAAUGACAGAAACAACGUGUUGGUGUUUACUGCUGAUGGGACAGUAAGACACAAUAUGCAGGCCAUCAGUCUGCCCUACCGCACAGGUGACAUGAACAUAUUUGAGGCUUCAUCUUUUCACAUCUUGCUCCAGACCAGUUUUGGGUUGCAAAUUCAGAUCCAGCAUGUGCCUAUCAUGCAAGUCUAUGUCACACUGGAACAGAGCUACAAGAUGAAGACACGUGGUUUAUGUGGGAACUACAACAUGGUCCUAUCUGAUGACAUGAAGACCCCUCAGGGAAUGGUGGAGGGAACAGCAUCUUCUUUUGGUAACUCCUGGAAGGCUAGCCACAUGUGCCAAGACAGAGAGGAGAGACUAGAUGACCCCUGCUCUUUCAGUGUGGAAAAUGAGAAGUAUGCUGAACACUGGUGCUCCCUGCUAAGAAGUCCAGAAAGUACUUUUGCCCAGUGCCAUGCAAUGGUUGAUCCAGAAACGUACUACAAGAGAUGCACUUAUGCCAGCUGUAACUGUGAGAAGAGCGAGGCCUGCCUGUGUGCAGUCUUCUCCUCCUAUGCACGAGCUUGUGCAGCAAAGGGAGUGUUCUUGACAGACUGGAGAAAGGACGUGUGUGAUCAAUACACCACAAGUUGCCCACCAUCUCAGACCUUCUCCUACAAGCUCCAGAAAUGCCAGAUGACAUGCAGAUCCCUAAGCUCAGAGCAGCAGAGCUGCACUUCUGACUUUGUGCCUGUGGAUGGCUGCUCCUGCCCUGAGGGUCUCUACCAAGAUGACAAUGGCAUCUGUGUGCCUAUGGCUAAAUGCCCUUGCUAUUAUAAUGGAGCCCACAUCAAGCCAGGAAAGUCCAUCAAUGUCAAAGAGGAGCACUGUUCACAGAGUGUGAAUCCGGCUGCCAGUGUCCAAGUGGCCUCAUUGAUGAUGGCAAAGGUUCCUGUGUGA
Molecule: messenger RNA, 2316 nt
Organism: Myripristis murdjan (pinecone soldierfish)
Lineage: Eukaryota; Metazoa; Chordata; Actinopteri; Holocentriformes; Holocentridae
Product: mucin-2
Exons: 17
Coding region: 1-2316 (771 amino acids)
Cellular component (GO): extracellular matrix
Molecular function (GO): protein binding
Source: RefSeq, a predicted model, not a curated record